AUCUCUGCUGUCCUGUGUGAUGUGACUUCUUCAAGGAUCCUGUCAUUUUGACAUUGUGCUCACAGUGUGUGUAAAGCCUGUCUGCUGCAGUUCUGGGAGAGCAAAGGAUCCAGAGAAUGUCCCUACUGCAGGAGAAAGUGCUCAAAGGAAUUAUACCCUCUUAACAUGGCGUUAAGGAACCUGUGUGAGACCUUCUUACAGGAGGGAAGUCAGAGAGCUUCAGCAGGGUCUGAGGUGCUCUGCAGUCUGCACAGUGAGAAACUCAAGCUCUUCUGUCUGGAGGAUAAACAGCCUGUGUGUGUGGUGUGUCGAGACUCCAAAAAACACACCGGCCAUAAGUUCCAUCCUAUAGAUGAAGCAGCACUUGACCGCAAGAAGGAGCUGAACAUUACACUGCAGCCCUUACAGGAGAAACUGAAGGCCUUUCAGGAGGCUAAACUCACCUGUGAUGAAACAGCAGAACACAUUAAGACUCAGGCCCAACACACAGAGAGGCAGAUCAAGGAGGAGUUUGAGGAGCUUCACCAGUUUCUACAAGAUGAAGAGGCAGCCAGGAUAGCUGCACUGAGGGAGGAAGAGGAAGGGAAGAGUCAGAUGAUGAAGGAGAAGAUUGAGAAGAUGAGCAGAGAGAUCUCAUCUCUUUCAGACACAAUCAGAGCCAUAGAAGAGGCAAUGGGAGCUGAUGACAUCACAUUCCUGCUGGUAUUCUUGUUAGUGAAUCUCUUUAGCAUUGAAUGCACACUGCAGGAUCCAGAGAGGGUUUCAGGAGCUCUGAUCAAUGUGGCAAAACACCUGGGCAACCUGAAGUUCAGAGUCUGGGAGAAGAUGCAGGAGAUUGUUCAAUACACUCCUGUGACUCUGGAUCCCAACACUGCAGACCCAAAACUCAUCCUGUCUGAGGAUCUGACCAGUGUGAGAUACAGUAGUGAGACACAGCAGCUUCCUGAUAACCCAGAGAGAUUUGAUGAAGGUCUCUCUGUCCUGGGCUCUGAGGGCUUUAACUCGGGGACACACUGCUGGGAUGUGGAGGUUGGAUACAGUGAUUACUGGUCCCUGGGAGUGAAGACAGAGUCUAGUCAGAGGAAGGGAUGGAAUACCCAAAGGGGAGUCUGGCGUGUGUUUCAUAAUAAUGGUGCAUCUGAAGCACGCUCUCCAUCCCUGCCAGACACUGUCGUCAGAGUGAAGCAGAAACUCCAGAGGAUCAGAGUGCAGCUGGACUUGGACAGAGGAGAGCUGUCAUUCUCUGACCCUGAUAAUAGCACACAACUACACACUCUCACACACACUUUCACUGAGAGAGUCUUUCCAUUCGUUUGGACUCUCUCAGGUGCCCCUGUUAGGAUUUUACCAGUAAAAUCUUGCAUUACGCUGAAGCAUCACAGUUAGAGCUCAUACAGCCUCUGUCUUACCAUGGAUGAUAAGAAUCCAAAACCCUGAUAGUAACACAC
Molecule: messenger RNA, 1448 nt
Organism: Clupea harengus (Atlantic herring)
Lineage: Eukaryota; Metazoa; Chordata; Actinopteri; Clupeiformes; Clupeidae
Product: zinc-binding protein A33-like
Exons: 5
Coding region: 166-1386 (406 amino acids)
Molecular function (GO): protein binding; zinc ion binding
Source: RefSeq, a predicted model, not a curated record